Messenger RNA from Arachis stenosperma, 1658 nucleotides. RefSeq names its product ADP-ribosylation factor-like protein 2. Gene Ontology annotation, molecular function: GTPase activity; GTP binding. The transcript is spliced from 6 exons. Gene Ontology annotation, biological process: protein folding. The record is from RefSeq and is a predicted model, not a curated record. NCBI's taxonomy places the organism in Eukaryota, Viridiplantae, Streptophyta, Magnoliopsida, Fabales, Fabaceae. Bases 748 to 1308 code for a protein of 186 amino acids. Gene Ontology annotation, cellular component: cytoplasm; microtubule cytoskeleton.
CUAUAGAAUUUCAUCCUUUUAUAAAAAAAAUUAAUUAAAUCCUUUUAUAUAAAAAAAGAAAACCCAACUCCCCAACGCGUCACCCCUUCCCCCAACACCCCCUCAUUCGUGAAUGAAUCAGAAGCAAAGUUCAAAAAAUCCCCAAACAAAACCCUAGCUUCAACGGUUCUGCCGCCGUCCGGGGUCGUCUUCGCGCUCAGGAGCUUCCUUCUUCGCCUGGUUGUCGUGCUCCAAGUCUCCAACCCCUCUCCUUAUUCACCAGUCGCCAGCGUUCUCGUCCAGGGGUCCUGUUCGGCCGCUCUUCGUCCGUCGUCGCGGUCAUUGCCAGGUCGCCGUCGUUCGUCGCGUUCAACUGCUCUUCGGUCAUUGCCCUCACCGAAGAUUGGGAGAUUGCAGACUCGACACAGUAGUUUUGGUAAUGCCAUUUUCAGCAAGCUUUCAAUUUGUUUACGUAAUGCCCUAGAUAUUCUUUCACCACCCCAGAACCCUUCACCAUAACAGUUUCCCUCAUCUCGCUUCGGGUGCCCCGGGCCGGCCACCGCAAGUUCCCGGAAAACAUCCCCGUCAUCCUCCGCCUGACCGAGAACCUCCACCUCGGCCUCAUUGUUGUCUCCAGGUUCCUGCGCUACGGCUACCAUCCCUUUUCCUCAACGGCAGAGCCACCGGCCGCGUCGGUGACACAUUCACCUAACCUCUCCGGUCUUCGUUUCGGCUCCACCACCAGCAUUUCGAGCUUUUCUCUUUUCGAUGGGUCUUCUCAGCAUCAUUCGUAAGAUCAAAAGAAAAGAGAAGGAAAUGCGAAUUCUUAUGGUGGGAUUGGACAAUUCUGGGAAGACAACAAUCGUUUUGAAGAUUAACGGGGAGGAUACUAGCGUCAUUAGUCCUACUCUUGGCUUCAACAUCAAAACCAUCACCUACCAAAAGUACACCCUAAAUAUAUGGGAUGUCGGGGGCCAGAAAACAAUACGAUCUUAUUGGAGAAACUACUACGAGCAAACGGAUGGUUUGGUUUGGGUAGUUGACAGUUCAGAUCUAAGAAGGUUGGAUGAUUGCAAAAUGGAGCUCGAUAACCUCCUAAAGGAAGAGAGGCUAUCUGGAGCAUCCUUAUUGAUACUAGCAAAUAAACAGGACAUUAAAGGUGCCCUUACGCCUGAAGAGAUAGCCAAGGUGCUUAACUUGGAAGCCAUGGACAAAUCUCGUCAUUGGAAGAUAGUUGGCUGUAGUGCAUACACUGGCGAGGGUCUGCUUGAGGGUUUUGAUUGGUUAGUCCAGGACAUAGCCUCCAGAAUCUAUAUGCUUGAUUACUAAUUCAUGAAAUGGUUCAACCUUCCCUGAGCAUCCUUCUUUGGAAUAAACUGCCCAUUGCAUCAUUGAAACCUUCCAAGUUUUAAUAUAUUCAUUUUUUUUUCAUUUUUAUUACCUUGUCGUUGCUUUUCUGGCACUGUAAAAUUUUGAAGAAAUGUUAGAAUACUGUGGGAAGGUGUAUAAAACUGAAGUGGAAUGAUUAUGAUUUAUGAGUGCAUGCCCGAUAGCUUCAUGCAAAUGUGAAAGAUGAUAGAGAACUAGUGACAAUAAUAUGGGAGAUUAGUUAAGUGACAAAGUUAGAGUUUAAUAAUCUUUGAAUCAGGGUAGUAAAACUCAAUUUUUUUUUUUUUUUU